CCACAGAAUAACAAAACCCAAGAAUGAAUCAAAAAUGAAGAAAAAGAUUCAUAGAAGAAGAAACUAAACAAAGAGCAAUUCGAUUUCACUUCACAACGUUCAUUCACUAAUCUGAUUCCAAAGUUAAUGAAUUGGAAAAAAACCCUACUAAUAGUAUUUUGAAUAUUCAGAAAGGGGUUAAUUUGAAUGUGAAGAAUUUGAAUUUGAAUAUGAAGAAUUUGAAUGUGAAUGAGAGUGUUGGUGAUGGAAAUUGGUAUACUUCAAUUCUUCAUCAAAUUUCAGUAUAUGGUGUUGCUGCUGGUUACUGUUUAUCUGCAUCAUUGCUGUCAAUUAUCAACAAAUGGGCUGUCAUGAAAUUCCCUUACCCGGGAGCGCUUACCGCUUUGCAGUAUUUCACGAGUGCCGCCGGGGUUUUAAUCUGUGGUUGGCUCAAGCUUGCCGAGCACGACAAACUUGAUUUGAUUACCAUGUGGCGGUUUUUACCUGCCGCCGUGAUUUUUUAUCUGUCACUUUUUACCAACAGUGAGUUGCUUUUACAUGCUAAUGUGGACACUUUUAUUGUGUUCCGAUCGGCUGUUCCAAUUUUUGUUGCGGUAGGGGAGUCGUUGUUUUUGCAUCGGCCGUGGCCGUCUUUGAAGACAUGGGCAUCUUUGGGUACGAUCUUUGCAGGAAGCGUGCUUUAUGUUGCGACUGAUUAUCAGUUUUCAUUUGCGGCUUAUAUGUGGGCGGUGGCUUAUUUGGUUAGUAUGACUAUAGAUUUUGUUUACAUAAAGCAUGUGGUUAUGACGAUCGAAUUGAACACUUGGGGUCUUGUGUUGUACAAUAACAUCGAGGCUCUUCUACUUUUUCCGUUGGAAUUGUUUAUUAUGGGUGAGUUGAAGAAGAUACAGCAUGAGAUUACUGAUGAGUCUGAUUGGCACUCGUUCCCGGUGGUAUUGCCUGUGGCGUUGUCGUGCUUGUUCGGUCUUGCGAUCUCUUUCUUUGGAUUUUCGUGCCGCAGGGCUAUUUCUGCAACUGGAUUUACUGUUCUUGGUAUAGUGAACAAGUUGUUGACAGUUAUGAUUAAUUUGGUGAUAUGGGACAAGCACUCUACGUGGGUCGGUACAGUUGGACUUUUGGUUUGCAUGCUAGGUGGGGUUAUGUAUCAGCAAUCGACAAGUAAACCGAAAGAUGCAAAACAGGUACCUGCAGAAGAAAACGACGAGGAGCAACUGAAAUUGCUUGAAAUGCAAGCGAGUUCUGAGAACAACUCUAGUGGUAUUGAAGUUAACAAAUCAAGGGAGGGAAAUUGAAAUAUUUUUUAUGUAGCAAAAUUUCCAUACUUCCUUUAAAGUGUAUGUUUCACAGGUAUCCAAUUUUAAAUUAUAUUAUCAUUUUUUCAGCCCAGUUGAUCCAUCAUUCUUUUACCAAUGGUAUCUCCAUGAAUGUCAAGCUCAAUCGGAUUCCAGUAUGCAGCGAUUUUUUUACUUUACAGUGGCUGUUAUGUUACAAGUAAAAAUAAAAUAAAAACUAAGUAUUUGAUAGACAGAAUGAUUCUCAA
Cicer arietinum (chickpea) is the source of this 1540-nucleotide messenger RNA. RefSeq names its product GDP-mannose transporter GONST3. Lineage: Eukaryota; Viridiplantae; Streptophyta; Magnoliopsida; Fabales; Fabaceae. The record is from RefSeq and is a predicted model, not a curated record.